CGUUUAACCUGUUUUGUAACUUGCUAAAAAAAAAAAAGAAUCAGAGAAGAAGAACCAACUGACAGACAAAAUGGCUGUGGGACAAAGCUAGCUGCUUGGCUAGUGUAAACAUCCACCCUCAGUAGCCUGGAACUGGAGCGACGAUAAGCAGUCUUCUUAAGUUUGAAAGAUGAUGAGCCAGCGGCGUGGGAUCCAUCUGGACCAAUCAGAGCUGCUUUGCAAGAAAGGAUGUGGUUUUUAUGGCAACACUGCUUGGCAGGGCCUCUGCUCCAAGUGCUGGCGAGAGGAAAAUCAGCAAGCACGACAAAAACAGAUUCAAGAAGACCAGGCACUUGCUGAGAGGCUGCAGAGAGAGGAAGAGGAAGCAUACGCAAGCAGACAUCAGAAGGCCCAAUCACAGUCCACCAUCACACCCUUCAGCAAGUUUGAGGAAAGAAAAACGAAGGAAAAGUCCAGCAAAGUCCACACAGUCACAAAGUUUUUUACUCCUUCUUCAAAAACACCACCAAAAAAAGAUGCUUCUCCCUUUGACGCGCAGGCAAGCCCAAGCCCCAGCUCCUCUGCAAGCCGGCAUUCCUCUGUGGACAGUGACCAUGCUACACGGGAGUUCAUUGAUUUCCUCAAGCCUCUGAAGUCUGGCAGGGAGAUCUUCAAACAGUGCAGGGCCUUCACUGAGAGCAUGGUCUAUAAGAGGGACAUGGGUUCUGAUGAGCUAGCAGAGUGUGUGCAGGACUUCUACCAGAACCUCUCUGAUCGCCUCCACACUCAGUUCAAAGGUUCAUCAGAUCAUGUGGAGAGUGUAAUGGAUGAAGUGGAGAAGUACAUGAUGACACGUCUCUACAAGGAAGUCUUCUGUCCAGAGACCACAGACGAUGAGAAGAAAGACCUGGCCAUUCAGAAGAGAAUCAGAGCCUUACAUUGGGUCACGAUUGAGAUGCUGUGUGUUCCUGUAGAUGAAGAGAUCCCCGAGGUGUCCGACAGUGUAGUCAAAGCCAUCACAGAUGUGAUUGAAAUGGAUUCGAAGCGUGUGCCCAAGGACAAGCUGGGAUGCAUCACUCGCUGCAGCAAGCACAUCUUCAAUGCCAUCAAAGUCAGCAAGAAAGAGGCUGCGUCUGCGGAUGACUUCCUCCCCACACUCAUCUACAUUGUGCUGAAAGCAAAUCCUCCGAGACUGCAGUCCAACAUCCAGUACAUCACCCGCUUCUGCAACCCCAGCAGACUCAUGACUGGAGAGGACGGUUACUACUUCACCAAUCUGUGCUGUGCGGUGGCCUUCAUUGAGAAGCUGGAUGGCCAGUCUCUGAACCUAAGCUCCGAGGAGUUUGAGCUCUACAUGUCGGGCCAGGCGUCCCCUCACUGGCCACAGGCAACCGGAGCUUCCUCCUGUUCCCCAGGCAGCGCAGCUCUUAACCAGGUCCACAAACGGCUGGACAUGCUCACAGGGCUCGGGGAGAGGCAGGAUCGGGUCAUGGAGAAGGCUCGCCAGCUGGAGAACGACCUCAUCGACUGGACAGACGAGGUGGAGCAGAAGGUGCAGAGUGUUCUGGAGAGCUUUCCACCAGAGACACAGAACCUGACUGCCCCCGCAGCCACUGGGACAACGGCUGCAGCAUCUUCAGCCAUUGAUGCUGAUAAUGUUGAGAAUGAGCUCUUGCCACCACCACUGACCCCACAGGUGUUCGCUGGUUGACGUGAAGAGCUCUGCUCUAAAAUGAAUUCCUCUAGAGGCUUUACUCCACCCCCCUCCUUUCCCCUGCUGUCCGUAUGCACAUACAGCAGCCAGUACAUGAGAUAUGAAUCAUUUCCACUCUAGCCAUCACUGUUCCAUCCAUCCCUUGUCCUCGAGGCCGGGAAAUCACACCGAACAGUAACAGAAACAUUGUUUGACAUUUUGGGAAGCACACUCAUUUUCUUUCUUGCAGAGAGUUAGAUGAGAAGAUCAGUGACAACUGGAUCUCUGUAUGGUAAAUGUUAAGCUGUAGCUGGUUAGCUUAUCUUAGGAUAAAGGCUGGAAACAGGCUGGCUCUGUUCAAAGCUCACAAGUGAACAUUGAACAAUCUAUCUCAUUUGUUUAUCUUGUGUAAAAGCCCAAGUACAAAGAUGACUAGUUAGUUGUCACAGGUGCUUGUUGUUGAGUUGUGUUGCCUUUGAAUGGAACCAGGCUUGCUAUUUCGAUUUGCUUCCAGUCUUUGUGUUAAGCUACGUUAACCAUCUCCUGGCUUCAUCCUAAUAUUUAACAUACAGACAUGCGAGCAGUAUCGGCCCUCUCAUCUGACUCCUAGCAAGAAAGCGAAAAAGAAUAUUUCCCAGAGAGAGAGAGAGAGAGAGUCGCAGAGACCAAGUACACUCCAGCAUUUUGUCGUGGUUGAAAAGUCGAGGAUAUCCUGAUGUGGUGCCUGGACCGCCUCAACAGGCUCCUCCUUUUAAUGUAAAGGAGCAGACUGACUCCACUUCAAGUUCUUCCCGAACACUUCUAUUGGCCAGCGUCAAGGCGUCUUCAGUACCUCAGUCCCUCUUCACACUUGUCUUGUAAUCGUUGUUAGAUCUGUGCAGAUGAGAUAAAUGGUUGGAUGUGAUAUUUAAACAUGUUUUUUGUCAUUACCUGCAUCUUUUCAGAUAAGAAAUAAGUUUUUCCAGCUGUUAAUUGAAAAAGCGGAGGCUUUAGCAUCUAAUAACCAGAAUGAGAAGUUUUGGCAAAGGAAAUUGAGAAAUCUUAACUUCCCCACACUAAAAAAAGCCUUCCAGCCCAUGCUCGUGAUACGUGCCGUAUUUACUGUGUAUUUCCCUUUCCUACGGCGAAACAUCUGGGGAGAAAGGCGUGUGUGUGUGGCGGUUGUGCAUGCAGGCCAGAGUGUCUGAAAGUGCUGCAUGGACAUGUUCCGUUAAUGAUGAUGAAUCAUAAAGUCCUCCAGUCGUGUGGUUGGGCAUUGUAGUUUUUUUUUUUUUUUUCUUUCCUCAUGCCAGAUGUCUCACUCCAGUCAUAUGCUGGAUGUACAGAAGUGAUUUUAUUUUUCUAUAGAGUGGCAGGUAUCAAUUCUUUUGGAUGCAAUAGCAGAUAUUAAUCCUGUAAUAUUUACAGUAGUAAAGAACAUUGCUUGAACACAUGGUUCUAAUGAUUGAAUAGUCAAAUGUUUAUGUUUUGGUUUGUCGUCUCAAGAGGGUGUCAUAAGUAUGGCCCAUCAUAACACAAAAAAAGAGUUUUUUUAAAAUUUGCUCUGUCUGGGCUGUUGGAUUAGAUUAAAAAAAAAAAAAAGAAGAAGAAGACAAAUGUGAUGUUUCCUGGAAACACAAUACAUAAAAAUCACUGGUAAGGCCAGUUGCCUUACUAGUUUAGCAGACUCGACUUAACUCAUCCAAUUUAAUUUAUUUUUUUAAGCACUUUUCUGUAUGAUUUUAAUUGAGAAGUAUGUUUAAUGAAGGAAGAUGUGGCUGUAUUCAGAUAAAAGGAUCAUCAGUUGAACAGUGUUGUGGGCUGUUGCCGUACAGACGUGUUUCUUUGUAUUUGGCAGCCAUGUAGUUGAAGAAACGUUUGGGAGAGUUGUGCGUUUGUCUUCCUUUUGCUUAUGAGCUAACAUUUCCUUAUGUUGCAAGAUUUUAAUCUUUUUUUUUAUAUAGCUGUGUUUGCAACAGUAUAGUCAGUGUGCAGUUGCUUUUCAGUUUUAGUUUGAGAAGAGGCUUUUAUUGUAAACUUAAAGCUACUACAAGGAAACGCUCAUUCUUUGGUGAGUCUGGCAGCCCUUAUAUGGAAAAAAGAUGAUGAUGUGAACCGAAGUAAACGUUGUACAGCUACCAGACCACGGAGCAGCUUCUUACCUCAAGCACUCUGCCCUAAAACAGUUUAAAUUUUACUGCAUAUUCCACCCAGACAAGUCAGAAUCUGACCUAGUGACAGGCAUUCAGAAUAACUGUAACAACUGUACAGAAACAGCCAGUCAUCUUGCUGAUGGUCUCGUUCUCUUGUGUAGGACAUGUAGAGGCAUCUGUAUCAAAUUGAUUAAAUUGAAAGUUCCUUGUAGUACAUUCAAACAAUAGCUUGGAUAAUUUCAUAUUGCACUGUAUGCAGAAGCCAUUUAUCAGGUAUUUUAAAGAAGUUUAAAAACAUCUUUGUAACCUUAUAGGUUUGUUAUUGUAUCACUUGAAAGAAAGUAACUCAAUACUGUCUUUUAUUUAAAUGUAACUUAUUGGGGCAGUGUUGGUUUAUUUGCAUCUAUGGGUGUGUGAUGAUGAUGAUGAUGAUGAUGAUGAUGAUGAUGAUUAAAAAUUGAAAAUGCACGUGCA
This is a messenger RNA of Acanthopagrus latus (yellowfin seabream), 4278 nucleotides long. RefSeq names its product rab5 GDP/GTP exchange factor-like. Bases 170 to 1690 code for a protein of 506 amino acids. Gene Ontology annotation, biological process: vesicle-mediated transport. The record is from RefSeq and is a predicted model, not a curated record. NCBI's taxonomy places the organism in Eukaryota, Metazoa, Chordata, Actinopteri, Spariformes, Sparidae. Gene Ontology annotation, molecular function: small GTPase binding; zinc ion binding; guanyl-nucleotide exchange factor activity. Gene Ontology annotation, cellular component: endocytic vesicle; cytosol. The transcript is spliced from 9 exons.